Triplophysa dalaica is the source of this 3057-nucleotide messenger RNA. RefSeq names its product F-BAR and double SH3 domains protein 2. The transcript has 20 exons. Gene Ontology annotation, biological process: neuromuscular synaptic transmission; regulation of actin filament polymerization. Gene Ontology annotation, cellular component: recycling endosome; neuromuscular junction. The coding region runs from base 106 to 2304 and encodes 732 amino acids. Gene Ontology annotation, molecular function: protein binding. Lineage: Eukaryota; Metazoa; Chordata; Actinopteri; Cypriniformes; Nemacheilidae. The record is from RefSeq and is a predicted model, not a curated record.
GACACGUUCAGCUGUCUUCUCUGUUUCCAUGAGCAGUAUUCGAGCUCAGUUUUUCCGACCUGCAGAUGUCCAAAACUUUUCUCCUGUUUAUAUCUUAAAGUAGACAUGCAGCCUCCUCCUCCAAGAAAGGCAAAAGUCACACAGGAGGUCAAACAAACUCACACAGAGCAGCUGAACAGACUACAACUCAAACAUCAAACAGACUGGGAAUUUCUAGAAGAUUUGAGGAUUUACAGCCAGAAGAAAGCUCUGAUAGAGAAAGAGUAUUCUCAGGGACUGCAUAAGCUUGCUUCUCAGUAUUUGAAGCGUGAGUGGUCCGGAGCCCCUUCAGAAGAGCCAAGAGACAUCAGAAAGGUUUGGGCUCUAUGGAGGUCCUAUCUGGAGGGUGUGAUGAAAGUGAGCCAGUCUCGUAUCAACGGAUGUGAUAACUACAGAAAUCAAAUCUCAGAUCCUGUUAAAACUCUGCGAGUGCAGAAAGAUCUAAAACUAAAAAAGUGCUGUGAACAGCUGGCCAGAGCUCAGGCCGAUCUGCAGGUCACCAUCAGAGACCUGACAAAGACCAGAAAGACCUACCAGGAGGCAGAACAGACAGCGCAGGCCGUGAGAGAGAAAGCUGACAUGGAAGCCAAGUCUAAGCUCAGCCUGUUCCAAUCACGGUCCAGUUUAAAGAGAGCUAGCUUGAAGCUCAAAACCAAGAGAAACGAAUGGAAAUCCAAAGCCACUCAAGCGAGGAACGACUAUCUGCUAACGCUGGCGGCAGCUAACGCACAUCAAAACAGAUAUUAUCAGACAGAUCUGAUCAACUGCAUCAAGGUUCUAGAUGGAGGUUUCUACGAUCACGUACAGAGUUUUCUGAUCUCGCUGUGUCAGAUGGAGCUCGAGACAUCUCAAAGCAUUCGGGACACUUUCCAGUGUCUGCAGGAGACGUCCAGUGGAGUGACUCAGGAUAUUCACCAGGAGCUCUUCAUUCAAGAGAAUUCUGUGUUUCAGAAAGCCGCCCCUUUCCAGUACCAGCCCUGUGAAAACGAUUCGGUUACUGAGCUUAUAAGUGAGACUGGCACGGUCGAAGAGCACGGUUUGAAUAAAGAAGCACGGAAGUGGGCCACACGUGUGGCGAAAGAACACAAGAACAUCAUCCUCACGCAGAAGACUCUGUCAAACUAUGAAGAAUCGCAUCAGCAAGACCAGAAUAACAACGAGCUGGAAAUAAAAAUGGACGAUGCGAGAGAAUCCAUUCGUAAAUCAGAGACAGUGAAACUGAAAGCAGAGGCUCGUCUGAACCAGCUCAGAGACGUGGGCGUGGCUGUAGACGUCUGGCUCAAGAGCGCCAUGAAUCAAGUGAUGGAGGAGCUGGAGAAUGAGAAAUGGGCUGCUCUCAAUACCCAUGAUGCUUCAUUUUCUCCCUCUGUAAAUCAUGACAGAGAAGAUGAAGAGGACACAGAGACCCUUGAUGAUAGCAGUUCAAGCCCCUCCAGCACUCACAGAACCUACCCCCUGACCUGCUCUGUGCUUUACUCUUAUCAGGCGUCCCAACCUGAUGAGCUCACUAUCCAGGGACAGGAAGUACUGGAGCUUAUUGAUGAUGGUGACAUGGAGGACUGGGUUAAGGCUAGGAAUGGAGCAGGGCAGGUUGGGUAUGUGCCUGAGAAAUACUUGCAACUUCCGUCCUCCAACUCUGUACUGAGCAUGCUCCAGUCUCUCUCCAGUAUGGACGCCCAGUCACAGACCUCCGGCACCUCUGCGGACCCCGAGCCAGAGUUAGAGACACUCAACCUGAGCUGCCCGAACAGUCCAUCCAGCGCUAUAAACCUGGCGAGGGCUCUAUACACCUACAAAGCCCAGACCGAGGAUGAGUUGUCAUUUCCUGAAGGUGCAGUUAUUCGUAUCCUCAGCAAACACAACCAGGAGGAUGAUGGGUUUUGGGAGGGCGAGUUUAAUGGUGCGGUGGGCGUCUUUCCUGCGGUGUUAGUGGAGGACACGUGUGGACGAGAGUGUCCACGGACGCACCGGAGCUUCAGUGUGCAGGUGUCUCCAUCAGUUCAGGAUCCUCCACCCUGUCCACCAUUUCCAACCUGUAGCCCAGUAUCCCACUCGCUGUCUACCCUCGCUACCACACACACUUUAAAUGGUUUCCAAACCCCAGUAGUCUCAAGCCUCAGCCACGCCCACACACCAUCAAACAGAUCUCCAGCAGAAGGCAGGCGAGGCGCUCUGAGACCAGUACGAGUUGCACCUCUCCCACCGAAACAGCAGGCGCAGGGCCAGGUACAGAAGAGAGAAGAGGUGGAGAUUACACUGGUGUGAGCGCCGUCCUAAAGGGGGAAUUUACAAGGAUGACAUGAUAGAAUGCAUGAAUUUGAUGUUGUUGAAAUUCAGAUGAAAGAUACUGGAUGCAGGGUAAUUUCUCUGGAGACAACCCAGCUUUCGCCAUGACGUGGAGAUGUUAAUACCGCUUAACACUUUAGACCUUGGACUUUGGGCAGAUAUAAACAAAAAGCCUUUGGAAAUGUUGGCUUCAUAAGGGAAGUGGCAAUUUUAAAAUAGCAACAUAUAGACAUUUUAGAAUGUAUACAUAUUAUGAAUUCUUUCUUGCAAAGUUUUCUGCAAGCACUUAAACGAUAUAUAUGUAGUAGUAUAAAGUUGUUUGUUUCACACAAAUCAGUAUUUUACACGAGUCAUUCGAGAUCUUUCAAGUCUUAUCAUUUAAAGAAAUAUUUUCCUGUUCUGUUGUAGAAUAUUCCAGGAUGCAAAACACAAGCACUUAGUUUAUCUUUUAGUUCAUGAAGCGUGCUUAAUUUUUUCACUUAUUUAGUGUAAUUUAUUCGGUCCAUAAUAGACAGAAAACCUUUAUAAUUCUACAGUGUAUGUUUUGCGAGUUAUUUUAUGUGUCAUAAAAGUUCAGAGCUUUACUUUUUCCCGCUUGCUCAGGACGAUGCUUACAAUUUUCCGAAUUGUCAGAUUUCUAGGUCUUGUUUAUCAGUGUGGUUCAAAAACUGCAAUAUGCAUCUUCAGCAUUGUUCCAAUCCAACACUCAAAGUAAUAAAAUUAGUAAAUGUU